AUGUCGGACAUUGUAGGUAAUGAUAUGCAACAGGUUAACCGGAGCUGCUUUCCUGUUGGGUUCGCUUUUGGAACAGCUUCUUCUUCAUACCAGUAUGAAGGUGCUGCAAGCAAAGAUGGUAAAGGACCAAGUAUUUGGGAUACUUUUACUCACAAACAUCCAGAAAAGAUAAGUGAUCGUAGCAACGGAGAUGUAGCACUUGACUCUUAUCAUCGGUAUAAGGAAGAUGUGAAGAUUAUGCAAGAAAUGGGAUUCAACAGCUAUAGAUUCUCCAUCUCUUGGUCAAGAAUACUACCAACUGGGAAACUAAGCGGAGGAGUGAACAAACAAGGGAUCAAGUAUUACAACAACCUCAUCAACGAACUCUUAUCGAAAGGUGUACAACCCUAUGUGACACUUUUUCAUUGGGAUCUUCCCCAAGGCCUUGAAGACGCGUACGGUGGAUUUUUGAGCCCUCAUAUUGUGGAUGAUUUCAAGGAUUAUGCAGAACUAUGUUAUAAGGAAUUUGGUGACAGAGUUAAGCAUUGGAUCACAUUGAAUGAGCCAUGGGCAUUUAGCAACGGUGGUUAUGCAUGGGGAGCUUUGGCACCUGGCAGAUGCUCAAAGAACAUAGACCCUAGCUGCACUGCUGGUCAUUCCGGAACUGAACCCUAUUUGGUUGGUCACUAUCAGCUCCUCUCUCAUGCUGCUGCAGUUCAUGUUUAUAAGCUCAAGUAUCAGGCAUCACAGAAGGGAAAAAUUGGAGUCACAUUAGUGUGUCACUGGACGGAACCCUUUUCCAAUGCUAAACACGAUCGACAUGCCGCGCUUCGAUCCAUUGACUUCAUGUACGGUUGGUUCAUGGAUCCAUUGACAUUCGGCCGGUAUCCAUUGAGCAUGCAAUCCCUAGUCGGAGAUAGGCUCCCGAAAUUCACUAAAGAUGAAUCGGAGAUGGUCAAGGGUUCAUUCGACUUCAUCGGACUAAAUUACUACACUGGCUAUUAUGCACAACAUGUUAUGAACGCUAAUAAUGACAUCAAUCCUAGUUACACAACCGAUGCUCAAGCUAAUCAAACUAGCGAGAGAAAUGGUGUUCCCAUCGGUCCUAAGUCCGGAUCGGCUUGGUUGCAUAUGUACCCACAAGGACUACGAAGCCUGUUGCGUUACACAAAGCGAAAAUACAAGAAUCCUAUAAUUUACAUUACUGAGAACGGGAUAUCAGAGAAGAAUGACCCUUCAUUAUCAUUGAAGGAUGCAUUAAAAGACGACUUGAGGAUCAGUUACUACCGUGCCCAUCUUUCUGAAGUCGAACGAGCUAUCAAGGAGGGUAUUGAUGUGAGGGGAUACUUUGCGUGGUCUUUGCUGGACAACUUCGAAUGGGGUGACGGAUACACAAUUAGAUUUGGGAUUACUUUUAUAGACUAUAAGGAUGGUUUGUUGAAAAGAUAUCCUAAAAAAUCUUCCUUAUGGUUUAGAAGCUUCCUCAGAAAAAAUUAG
This is a messenger RNA of Papaver somniferum (opium poppy), 1476 nucleotides long. RefSeq names its product beta-glucosidase 12-like. Lineage: Eukaryota; Viridiplantae; Streptophyta; Magnoliopsida; Ranunculales; Papaveraceae. The record is from RefSeq and is a predicted model, not a curated record. The transcript is spliced from 13 exons. The coding region runs from base 1 to 1476 and encodes 491 amino acids. Gene Ontology annotation, molecular function: beta-glucosidase activity. Gene Ontology annotation, biological process: carbohydrate metabolic process.